UGAAAGCAGCCGCCCACGGUGCAAGGUCCCCCGCGGGGGCGAAGGGGCAGUGGCGGCCGGGCUGGGUCUGGCCACGCGGACCGAGCUCCUGGCUCGGGCAGAGGCAGAAAUGACCUGGAGUUGGCAAUUUGGGCCCUGAUCCUUCCCAGUGGGGCCUGAGGGAGCGAAGGUGCAGAGGCUGCAGUGAGGGGCAAAGGCAGCUCUGCUGGCCUCUCUCUGAGCCCUUUCCUUUCCUGAAGACACUGCGCUUAUCCCUUUGGCCACUUGUAUCGCACACUGCUCAGGGAGGAGCUGCUGUACGGUCCUUGGAGGCCACUGGCCUCCUGACCUUCUCAGAGACAGAGCCAGGAGGCCAGAGGCUUCCCCUCCCUAGGGCUGCUUGGGCUCUGACCUCAUUCCUCUAACUCCACCCAGAGUGGCACUGAAUCUGCCACUCAGUCAUCUCAUUUGCCCGCAGACUUUAAGGCCAAGCCCUGUGCCCGGCUCUCUGCCUGGCUUCUUGGGGGUCCUCACUCCCUGGCCACACUGACCUCAGGACCUAGGAAAAUGAAAUAAAGCAGGGGCAAUCCAUUCUGUUCGAGGAGGUACCAUGGAGCCGAACCUUGAAGGAUAAAUGAGAUUCCCAUGGGAGGACCAGGGAGGGGAGAACAGGCAGGAUGGAGGGAACAGUAUAAGGAAUGGCCUUUGGGCCCCGGGCCCUGGCUUCAGCCUCAGAGUGUGUGACCUCCAUGUUUAAUGUGUAUAGAGGCCCUUUGCAGGCAUAUCCUCAGCUCUCUCCAGUGCUCAACACAUAGUCCCUGCUCCAGGGCAGCCAUGAGCCUGGUGGCCCGUGAGUGUCCCCCUGGCCCUGGCCUGGACCCCGAGCCCUGCUCAUGAGUGCGGUCCCAGGCCCUAGUGUACCGGGAGCAGAUUCGCAACCGGGUCACUCCAGGGGCAUCUGACAUGACCAAGCGCGACUACCUUGUGGAUGCAGCCACACAGAUCCGGCUGGCCCUGGAGCGUGAUGUCAGUGAGGAGUAUGAGGCAGCCUUCAGCCACUACCAGAAUGGCGUGGACGUUCUGCUCCGAGGCGUAAAUGUCGACCCCAACAAGGAGAGAUGUGAGGCUGUAAAGCUGAAAAUUGCCAAGUACCUGCGGCGGGCGGAGGAGAUCUUUAAUUGCCACCUGCAGAGGACGCUGGGCAGUGGAGCCAGCCCUGGCACGGGUUUUAGCAGCCUGAGGCUGCGGCCCAUCCGCACACUGAGCUCUGCCCUAGAGCAGCUGAGGGGCUGCAAGGUGGUUGCGGUCAUCGAGAAGAGAAAAGGGGACCGGUGUGUGCUCCCCGACAUGCCGAGGGUGAAGUGCUGGCCGGGCUGGCACCGCGUGGCCACAGACGAGCUCCUUUCCCUGUCUGGGCGCUGGUUUCCUCAUCUGGAAGUGGAGGUGCAGCUGGUCCAGGACCCAGCGACUGGAGGGACCUUCGUGGUGAAGAGCCUGUCCAGGUGCCACGCGGUGAGCCGGGAGCGGCUGACCAUCAUCCCACACGCCGUCCCCUACAUGACCAAGCUGCUGCGGUAUUUUGUGAGCGAGGACUCCAUCUUCCUGCACCUGGAGCAUGUGCAAGGAGGCACUCUGUGGUCCCACCUGCUCUCCCAGCCGUGCCUCCAACAGUCUGGGACUAGGUCUGGCUCCAGCCUGGAGAGGAUGAAGGCUCAGCUCGACUCCCGACUCAGCCUCCAGACCCCAGCUCGCUUCCCACCUGGCCACACCUGCCUGCAGGACGGAAUCCCCCUGGAGCCUCCCCGGACUUCUCAGAGCCUUACCCCGGCCGGGGGGGCUGCAGCCAUCAGACCCCAGAGAGAGGCUGAAGGUGAACUCUCAGCCGGGACCGGCCCUUCCUGCUCCUGGGACCUUCCAAAGGCCCCAGGUGGCCACCUGCACCACCAAGCCAGGCGGGGGCCUGGCCAGAGCUCUGAUCCGGGGCCCCCUUGCGGGCUCCCUUGGGUUCGUGCAGGGGCCGGCCGGGUGCUGGGGGGCUGUGGCCGAGGCAGAGGUCGGAGCCGCCCCUCAACCGGUGGAGCCGCCUGGAGUGUGAGGGAGGAGCAGGUGAGGCAGUGGGCAGCCGAGAUGCUGGUGGCCCUGGAGGCGCUGCACGAGCAGGGGGUGCUGUGCCGGGACCUCAAUCCCCGGAACCUGCUCCUGGACCAGGCAGGUAGGAGCCCUGGGCCCAGGGGGAGAAGAGUGGGCCCUCACCCUACCCCACCCCUCCAGCGGGAGGCCCCCGAAGCCUCAAGACAGAGAAGGAAAUUUCCCCAAAGUCAAGCGGAUGCAGAGGUUAUCUGCUUCUUCCCUUGCCUCCCCUCCCCGGCCUUUUCAGGAAGGACUCUGCUGAGCCUGGUUGGUCAGGGUUGAGCUUGGGAAACAAACCCUUUCCCUCGAUGAGCUCAGGGCAAGGCUCCUGUGAAGACCAGGUUGUUUCGGGGCCUCGGCGUUGCGGGGGGGCGGGCCCUUAGGGAGCUUCUGCCCAGCGCAGCCGCUGGCCCCUGCCUUGUGGCUGUUGGGAGAAGCGCUGGAGUCCCCUGCGUCACGCCUGCAGCUCCAAGAUGACUAAUAGCAAUUUUUGUCCCCUUUUAUUCCUCCCUGCAUGCACUGCAUGACAAGGCCACAUCCGGCUCACGUAUUUCGGCCAGUGGUCAGAGGUGGAGCCCCAGUGCUGCAGGGAGGCUUUGGACAAACUCUACAGCG
Lagenorhynchus albirostris (white-beaked dolphin) is the source of this 2724-nucleotide messenger RNA. RefSeq names its product ribosomal protein S6 kinase like 1 (gene RPS6KL1). Bases 943 to 2391 code for a protein of 482 amino acids. The transcript is spliced from 9 exons. Lineage: Eukaryota; Metazoa; Chordata; Mammalia; Artiodactyla; Delphinidae. The record is from RefSeq and is a predicted model, not a curated record.